GAUCUCCAGUCAGAUCUGCACUUGAACCACCGUCAAGUGCAUUACCUGGAUCGUUACGGACACUCUCACACGGUGAGAAAACCAAUCCACCAUUUGCCACACUACAUGCUUGGACAUUUGGUCGAAUUCGAGGACAUAUCCUUGUACCUAUUCUUCCCAUGUCUCUAUCGGGAAGAUCAGCAGUCUAGUCGUCUUUUGGACAGUGACUUUCGCACCUGGAUGAAUCACAUCUUGCUACCUAUAAUCUACCGGCAUCACGAGAGCUCACUUAUUCAACAUUAUCCGUCUAGCCACGAUCAUAGCCUUUCAAACUCUACCCCACGAGGAGUAGAGAUGCGGUCACAGCGGAUCGAUCCGAUGGCAAGAGAACAGUGA
Bipolaris victoriae FI3 is the source of this 375-nucleotide messenger RNA. RefSeq lists its product as hypothetical. The transcript has a single exon. The annotation marks the transcript as partial. The record is from RefSeq and is a predicted model, not a curated record. Lineage: Eukaryota; Fungi; Ascomycota; Dothideomycetes; Pleosporales; Pleosporaceae.